GUGUUAGGGGGCCGAUCGGGCGUGCGUGCCGCCGUUGAUCCGGUGCUGCAGUGAGGUGGUUGUCGCCCGUGUUGUGUGUGUGUGAGUGUGUGUGAGUGAGUGAGCGAGUGAGUGAGUGAGUGUGUGCGUGGGGGCACUCGGCUUGUUGUUGUCGGUGACUUCCCCCUUCCCUCCACCCCUCCCCUCCCCGGCCGCCGCUGCAGUGGCCGCUCCCUGGGCCGUAGGAAAUGAGCGAUAACGAUGACAUCGAGGUGGAGAGCGACGAAGAGCAACCGAGGUUUCAAUCUGCGGCUGACAAGCGGGCUCACCAUAAUGCACUGGAACGAAAACGUAGGGACCACAUCAAAGACAGCUUUCACAGUUUGCGGGACUCAGUCCCAUCACUCCAAGGAGAGAAGGCAUCCCGGGCCCAAAUCCUAGACAAAGCAACAGAGUAUAUCCAGUAUAUGCGAAGGAAAAACCAUACGCACCAGCAAGACAUUGAUGACCUCAAGCGGCAGAAUGCUCUUCUGGAGCAACAAGUCCGUGCACUGGAGAAGGCAAGAUCAAGUGCCCAACUGCAGACCAACUACCCCUCCUCAGACAACAGUCUCUACACCAACGCCAAGGGCGGCACCAUCUCUGCCUUCGAUGGGGGUUCAGACUCCAGCUCAGAGUCCGAGCCUGAAGAGCCCCAGAGCAGGAAGAAACUCCGGAUGGAGGCCAGCUAAGCCAUGCGGGGCAGGCCAGCAAUAAAACUGUCGACUCUCCCGUCGCAUCCUCCUUCAGUUCGUCAUUAGAACCCUCAGAACCAUUGAGAAGACUCUUUAUUUUCCUUUUCUCUUUAUUGUUAUUUUUGCAUAGAAGCUCUUGGACAACAGCUCUCAUCCCAUUCCCUGUGUCCACUAUUUUUAAAUGUAUUCCCUUCAGGGGUUCCUGUCCCCACCAGAAAUUUUAAACCAAAACACCCCAACUUGGCAGCUCUUUCUGUGGAGGACAGACGGCCGGCCAGACCUCUGAGUACAUGGUGUCCUGCCCACCCUACCAGCUCCUCCAGCCCUCAGAGCACGGGCCUGUAGGGCGCCUGCUCUGCUAGGCUCUCCUCCCAGCCCGCCCUCACCUCUGUUUGGUGGACUUUGUGAAUCUCUGAACUGUUCUACUUUGACAAGAAGACCAGAUUGGAGUAAUCAGAACUCACCCCCUCUCCUUUGUAAGGAUUAUUUUUUGGAAAAGCUGUCUCUCCUGUUGAAAAACAGGAUUCUUGAAGAAGCUUGUGUGGUAGAAAAGGAAAGCAGGGACAGAUUUGCAGCACCCUUGGCACGGUCAGUCACUUCGGCUGUUUAAGCCUGAAGACCCAGCCUUCCAGAAGGCCACGGGACGCUGGUAUGUACGUAUAGGAGGCGGCGGCAGUGAAAUGAGCGGCUCUCAGGAGUGGGGGUGGCUAUGUGGGUGGGGCUGGGAGGGAGUUUUAGGUGGGGUAGAGGUUUUGUAUUAAGGGCCAGUGAUGAUGUUUUGAUAUUUAUUUCCUGCUACUGAAAUUUGAAUCUGAAUGAAAUGCCCCUAUUUCUGAUGAUGUCGAUAUUGUUAAACGACAGAUUCAUAAAGUAAUGAUCAAAUCUUCA
Molecule: messenger RNA, 1601 nt
Organism: Mus pahari (shrew mouse)
Lineage: Eukaryota; Metazoa; Chordata; Mammalia; Rodentia; Muridae
Gene: Max
Product: MYC associated factor X
Exons: 5
Coding region: 228-710 (160 amino acids)
Biological process (GO): positive regulation of transcription by RNA polymerase II
Cellular component (GO): RNA polymerase II transcription regulator complex
Molecular function (GO): protein dimerization activity; DNA-binding transcription factor activity
Source: RefSeq, a predicted model, not a curated record